AUGAGCCAAAGUCCAUCGGUGUCGCCAAGAAGGACUCUUAACAACAAAUCAUCGUACAUCAGCAGCAAUGGUGGACUGAUUCUGCCCCCUGCGAAGCUGGACCUGAACCAGCAACCGGCGCUGAAUUUCCAGCAGAAGGCGACUUUUGACUUGAACCAACAGUUCUUCUACUAUCCGGACUCGCCUACGAAGAAACCACGGCCAAGGUUCAACGGCGGCUUGCAAACCAGCAAGGACAGUAAUGAAAACUAUUAUACUAAUAACGGCAACAACAGGUCGUCCAGAUAUCCAAAUACCACCAACACUGCUAAUGUCAAUUCUAACCCGCAUCCGCAUCAGCAGUCGGUGUCUCACAUAAACUCCAAAUCUCUUAGAUUCCACCAAACUAAGGAGACAGACAGCAUACAGGAUAUCUCGUUCCCUUCCAGAACGUGCACGGCCAAAAGGUAUUUCACCAGGCCAAUAGAUCUGUACGGGAUCAGAAACAAUUGUAGCGCCGUCACGCCUGGGUUGAUGAAUUCCCCAACGAAGUCAAAGGCAAACUUCAACAUUAAGAAGUCUAUUUUGCCCAGGUGCGUGAUCACCACAUAUAAAUUACCGUCACCAGUAUACGAAACAAUAGACGAUAUAUCGAAAAAAAUCAUAAUCUUGCAGAUUUCGCUGAAUUUUGAGAAAAGCUAUCAUUUUUUGCAGCCGAUUCAGCUGUCUACUAAUAAAAAGACACGGGUAUCGAAAUCACUCGAAGAAUUAUGCAGAGAGCUAUUGCUACCACCAACUAAACCGCAGCACCAACUCCAAAGCAACAUCAAGUCUAUGAAGAAUCCUCCGAAUAUCAAUACCAAGCAGAGAACCAGUACCACCGCCGGUACAAACGCCAAUGAGAGCUUUGAAUUGAGUUUUGACGGGAAAGCGAUGGACAGAUCUGAUAUAUUUCGAAUGGUGGACUCAUUUAGCAUCGCCAUCUCAGAUGAUGAUGACGAUGACGACGAGGAUUCCUUUCAGCAGAGAAACAGGAACAGCAGAAUCUUACCUGCUGAGAUACUGAGUAACGGGCCUUUGAAAUGA
This is a messenger RNA of Saccharomyces eubayanus, 1065 nucleotides long. RefSeq lists its product as uncharacterized. Lineage: Eukaryota; Fungi; Ascomycota; Saccharomycetes; Saccharomycetales; Saccharomycetaceae. Bases 1 to 1065 code for a protein of 354 amino acids. The record is from RefSeq and is a predicted model, not a curated record. The transcript has a single exon.